This is a messenger RNA of Talaromyces proteolyticus, 1572 nucleotides long. Its product is annotated as high-affinity nicotinic acid transporter-like protein. Gene Ontology annotation, molecular function: transmembrane transporter activity. Gene Ontology annotation, cellular component: membrane. The transcript is spliced from 4 exons. Lineage: Eukaryota; Fungi; Ascomycota; Eurotiomycetes; Eurotiales; Trichocomaceae. Gene Ontology annotation, biological process: transmembrane transport. The coding region runs from base 1 to 1422 and encodes 473 amino acids. The record is from RefSeq and is a predicted model, not a curated record.
AUGGUCGACACCGACGCCCUUGACGAGCAUGAAGGGGCCGGCACAAUCAUCUACGUAGACCCGGAGAAAGAAGCUGCUGUUUUGAGAAAGUUUGACAAAUAUCUCUUACCAGUGUCGGUUGUGUUCCUCGUUUUGUCCACCUUAGACCGAAACAACCUUGGAAAUGCCGUGGUAUUCGGCCUUGAUACCGACCUGGGGCUCGUGGGCGGCGAGUUUGGUAAUAUUAACACACUGUCAAGUGUCUGCACGAUCUUAUUCGAAGUCCCCUGGGUUCUUGCAGUCCGACGUUUUGGCGCUAAUAAAGCCCUCGGGGCUUCUCUAGCUACAUGGAGCUUAUGCACGCUUGGGACUGCAUUUAUUCAAAAUUACGCUCAGGCUAUCGUCGUUCGCAUGCUCUUGAACGCCUGCGAAGCUGGCCUCGCCCAGGGCUUUGCCUAUCUUUUUUCUACUAUCUACCCUCGGGAGGUAGCAGGGAAGCGUAUUAUGACAACAAAUCUCUCCGCCUGCAUCUCGGGCGCAUUCGGCGGGCUUUUUGCCUACGCUAUUCAACUUAUGGGAAAUAGAAAUGGACUUGCGGCCUGGAGAUGGCUAUUUAUUGUCGAGUUCUGCAUUACGGUUGUUAUUGGUGGUAUUGCUUUCAUUUUCCUCCCAAGCUCGGCGGAAACAGCAUGGUUUUUGAAUGCAGAAGAGAAAGAGACUAUGCGUUUGAAAAGAGAACGAGAUAUGAUCCAUAGAGGAGAUGAAAAGUUCGACCGUAAAUGGAUUAAAAUCGCCCUGACAGACCCAUUUGUCUAUCUUCUCGGCAUUGCAUUUUUUACAUCCUCCGUCGCCAUCAAUGGAUUCGGUGUUUUCUUGCCUACUAUUAUUGCUGGUCUUGGAUAUGCUUCCCUUCGCGUCAACUAUAUGACUAUCCCGGUCUAUGUCCUUGGUGCUAUAUCUCUGGUUAUUCAGGUUUAUAUGUCCGACAAGCUCAGGAAACGUGGAGCAUUCAUCAUGGGAUGCUGUGUUCCGGUAGCAGUUGGAUAUCUUAUAUGCGUAGGAACGGAAAACGCACAUGCUGGAUAUGCCGGGAUGUUCGUCCUUGUCCUAGGGCUCUUUCCCAUUUCCACGCUGGCUGUAACUUGGAUAGCGACAAAUCUGUCCCCAGAUGCCAAACGAGCGAUCGGGAUGCCGUUGGCUUAUUCUAUUGCAAACGUAUCAGCUUUAGUAUCCUCCCAAUUAUAUCCCAGUCAGCAGGGCCCACGGUAUGUCAUGGGCAAUGCCAUCUCGGCCGGUUUAACGGUUGUUGCUGCCUUCCUGUAUGGUGCCUGUUGGCUUCUGCUUAGACGCAGGAAUUCAAAGAAGGCAAAGCUUAUCGCUGAAGGAGCUACUACAAAUGGUCUUGAGGGAGAUAUGAGCCUUGAUUCCAUGUAUAUUCUCUGAGUUACUGUAACGCGUGUUUUUAAUUGCGUUUUGUAAUGAGAUCUGAAAUGAAGUCCGCAGUCUAGGCGUGCUGGAACGAAAUAUAUACCGAGAAUCAUGCAUGCUGCCUUAACAGAUAUCAGACUUGUUACAUAGAUAGUCACAGGGGAG